AUGAGUGCGGAGACAAUUAGCUCGCUUUGCGAGCUAUUUCUCGACAGGUUGAGAGACAAUUCAUCGUGGAACCAUCAUCGGCGUCGAUUCCUCUCCAACGGCACGGCGCAAGAGGUGUUUCGGAACAACCAACGUGACCUGCGGAAGUUGCUGGCAGAGAUACUCCACAUAUCGCAAAAUGACACUAUAAUACUACCUAGAAUCCUCGAAAGCACCCUGGCCACGCUCAGCAAUGUCCUUGCAAUUCUAAUAUGGAUUCGAGCUCCACUCGAGGUCCUGGGACGCUUUCGGGAACUUUUGCCCGAAUCCAGAACCAUUGACUUUGAUCCCCGCGACAUAAUCACGGACGGGAACCUUCCAAUAUCGAGAGAAACUGCGUCGCGUCUAUUUCCUCAUCCCAGUCGCAAUGUUUCGGGGGAAUUCUACGAGAACCAAUUCCGCUUCUACCCUGAGAAUAGUAUUGGCGAAGGCUCCUUCGGUCGGGUGUGGAAGGUCCGGAUUGAAAAAGGGCAUGUGAAAUCACAUAAUGGAGAGAAUACCAAUGCUGAAAGGUUGACGUAUGCACGGAAGGAUUUCGAAUUGAACAGGGAGCAAGCAUUUCGUGAAGAAACAAAUGUGCUACAACGGAUCAUGGAGUCACCGCGACGACAUGUGAAUGUCGUGGUCGCACUUGCCAGUCUUCAUUACGGCAGUACGUACAGUUUAUUCUUUCCGCUUGCCUCGUGCAACCUCUGGGAAUACUUAAUUGGCGAAAAUGUUCCUGUUUCUAAACCCACGAGCCUGGAAGACAAGAGCGCCAUCUUUUAUCGAGGCGCCACGCUGGCAGGGGCAUUGGCAUUCCUCCACCAUGAAUUCCAAAGUACAAAUUUGGAACGUCUAGCAUGCUACCACAUGGAUUUGAAGCCGCACAAUAUUCUAGUUUUCGACAUUAAUACCCCACAAGAGAAAUGGAAGAUAUCCGAUUUUGGGCUGUCUAGAGUCAGAGGCCGGGGCGGUGUUGAUAACGCCCAAUACAUCGAUCUUUCUACUCCUUUCUUACGUUCAACACAGCUGACUCGACCGACUCGAGAUCCAUCUACGGCUCCCCGUCGUGGAGAAGGGACGUAUCUCGCACCGGAAUGUGCUGCUUCCGAUGGACGAGUAAGUUCAUCAAGCGAUGUUUGGUCCUUUGGGUGCAUCUUCAGCCUUGUCAUGUCAUUCUUGGAUUCGGGGACACAAGGUGUCGAGGAGUUUAGGCAGCUUCGUCGCAAACAAGAAGCCGGCGAUUUCUUCUACGUCACCCGGCACGGCAAGCCUAUGAUCUCUCCCUUUGUGACAGCCUGGUUCCAAACGCUGAAAGAUAGAUCCCGUUCAGGAGGCAGAAGUGCAGAACACGCUGUUGUGUGCCAGACUUUGGAGUUCUUGCAGAAUAAAGUGUUACUUCCACAACCCCGUGGCAGAGUGAGCGCUUUAGAAGUAGAAAUUACCUUGGAAUGGAUUGGCAAAUUAUUCUUCCGCCGACCAACUGCUCCACGUCGACCAAGUCUCAUAGCACGAUUCAAGGAUGCGAAGGAUUCACUCUUUUCGCACUCAUCAGUAAUUCCGCCAUUGCAGCCGCUCCCAGUGAGUAAAGGCAUGCUCGGGAGCAUGUUUUCGCCGAAUGGUGAACUUCUGUUAUACUACUCACGACUGAAAAUGGAGGUCUUCGUGGUUGAUCAGAUAAGGGAAGCCGGAAGACAUGGAGAAUGUAGUCCGGAUCCUCUUUCCAUUCCCACGCAAAAGAGAGAGUGGGAGCACUUUGCUAUCAGCUCCAACUAUAUCUGUGCCAGUGUACGGGCUAGUAGCUAUCAGAAUUCCGAGUUCUACAUCUAUCCUGUAUCAGCCCUGACCAUAGGAGACGCCGAAAGCUCUCCACAGGGAACGAAGGUUAUUUAUCCCAGCCCUGGAUCCAUCGAGAAGAUUGCAAUGACCCAUGACGGUAACCUUACUGCCUUCAUCCUCACAAACUUUACUGGAAGGAAUUCUGAGGCUAUAAUUUAUCUCUUUUAUACGCAAGAUUUACUUGGUGCUGGAAGUGAACUGUCUCCGUCCCUGCCUGGGAGUCGAACAAAUUCUAGCGCGUCAAGUGUAACCUCGGAGAGUAUUUUUACCAGUGCGAAUCGCAUUAAUAGGGAUGCGCGUAUUGGCUUAGUUGAGCGUAUUCGGUCUUUAACCUUCUCCGGUGACGGGCGGUACUUAGUUCUGGUCGCUCAAUCCCAGCAAGGACAGUUACUCGUCAGGGCGUGGGAAACAUACACUGGCACUCCAUGUGCGGAGCUUCCUAUAUCUCAUCCGGGAUUGGCCAACUUAGGCCAUGCAACCUUCACCGCGUGCUCUGUCUUUAAUAAGGGGCCAAAUCUAGCGCUAGUAUUGCAGCGUAGGCAAAUGACCUAUCUCAACCUCUGGGAGCGAACGGCCCUUAAGCAAAAAAUGGAAUACGAAAUGCUCGUCGUUUUUGUACAAGAUGAUGAUCAAGGUCUAGUCUUCCUUGGGAAUAAUGGCAUUGACCGCGUUCUACGAGUGUUCGCACUGCCCAUUUUUGACAGAGAUGAGCUGCAAAAGCCAACUGAGGUAGCAAAGAUCGGCCUCUCUAAAUACGAGUCAUCCACAGAUAGUGCUGUUCUGGCACCCCGAAAUAUGAAUAAUCAAAGGGUGUUGCUCAUAGCCACAGUUGACGGCUCCUUCGUCGCCGUCUCCCUUCCAGCCAGUGGCCCAGUCAUAUAA
This is a messenger RNA of Talaromyces proteolyticus, 2742 nucleotides long. RefSeq names its product kinase-like domain-containing protein. Gene Ontology annotation, cellular component: nucleus; cytoplasm; centrosome. The record is from RefSeq and is a predicted model, not a curated record. The transcript is spliced from 5 exons. The coding region runs from base 1 to 2742 and encodes 913 amino acids. Gene Ontology annotation, biological process: protein phosphorylation; chromosome segregation. Gene Ontology annotation, molecular function: protein kinase activity; ATP binding. Lineage: Eukaryota; Fungi; Ascomycota; Eurotiomycetes; Eurotiales; Trichocomaceae.